AGCCAUGAGCCGAAGUCGCCAUCUCUAGGAAUGCUCUCCACCACCACCCGCACCACUGCCACCAUCAGCCCCCUCACCCUAUCGCCUCUCAACAGCUCCAUCGUCCCCAAUGGCAGCCCUGCAGCCAGCAGCACUUUGUCUGUCCAGGCUGCACCUUCCUCCAGCUUCGCCGCCGCGCUCCGCAAGCUCGCCAAGCAAGCCGAGGAGCCCAGAGGGUCGUCAAUUAGCAGCGAGUCAUCCCCCGUCUCCUCACCAGCCACCAACCACAGCUCCCCUGCCAGUACGCCCAAGCGUGGCCCCAUGGGCCCCAUCAUCAUGCCCCCGGGGGGACACAGUGUGCCCAGCACGCCACCUGUUGUCACCAUCGCCCCCACAAAGACAGUCAAUGGGGUCUGGAGGAGCGAGGGCAGACAGCAAGAAGCAGGGUCUCAAGGCAGCAGCAGCCGUGAGCGCCUCAUUGCAGAGCCCUCUCUCUCUCAGGAGAAAGUUGGGGGCCCUGCUGUCUCCUCCCACCUCCUGGGGACACCCUACUCCUUCGGGCUGGCCCCCAGCUCUGUGGUCCAGGACUCCCGCUUCCCACCUCUCAAUCUGCAGAGGUCGGUCCACCACAUGGUGCCUCCAAGUGUAGUCACCGAGGAUUACCUGCACAGCUUCCGUCCCUACCACACUGCCGAGGACCUCCACAUGUCCCCCCUACCGCCCCUCAGCCUGGACCCGGCUGCUGCUGCUGCUUACUACCAACCCAGCUACCUGACACAUCACCCUUUCACGCACCCUGCCUUCAGGAUGGAUGAGUCAUAUUGCCUGUCAGCACUGCGGUCCCCCUUCUACCCGCUGCCAGCGCCAGGCUCGCUGCCACCCCUGCAUCCCUCAGCCAUGCACCUGCACCUCUCAGGGGUACGGUACCCGGCUGAGCUCUCGCACUCCUCUCUCUCCAUCCUGCAAUCCGAGCGCAUCUCCAGCCUCACCACAGAGAGGCUGCGAAUGGAUGAGGAACUGCGGCAGAGGGAGCGGGAGAAGGAGCGGGAGCAAGAAGCUGACCACAAACGGGAGAAGGAGCGUGAAUGGGAGCAGGAACGUGAGAAGGAGCUGGAGCAAAAGCGGGAGAAGGAGUGUGAAUGGGAGCAGGAACGUGAGAAGGAGCUGGAGCAAAAGCGGGAGAAGGAGUGCGAACAGGAGCUGGAGAGGCAGCGAGAGCAUGCCCGGGAGAAGGAGCUGAGCAUGGUGAAAGCCAUGGAAGGGCCCUUCCUCCCAGUGGCUGAGCUGCACGGGCUGCGAGGACACCCGGUUGAGGAGCAGGGCAAGCCAGCGGAGCUGCCAGCACCUGUCAGACCAGAGAAACUCAAGGACUCAAUGCUGCCGAUGCCAAAGCCCAUCCAGCACCCACUGCCAGCCUCCCACCACCCCAUGCCCAGCCUCAUCCUCAACCACAAUGUGUUCCCGCUGCCAGGGAGCAGCGCAGCCACAGCACUGCUCAUCCACCGCACCAACGAGGAGGAGAAGUGGCUGGCCCGGCAGCGCCGGCUACGCCAGGAGAAGGAAGAUCGGCAAUCCCAAGUCUCAGAGUUUCGGCAACAAGUGCUGGAGCAGCACCUCGACAUGGGGCAUACCCCGAGCCAGUCUGAGCCUGUGCAUCGCCCUGAGCACCCCAGGUCAGGAUUAAGCCGCCAUGAGCUGAGCAGCCGGGAGCCAGGGCAGCACUUUGGCGGGCCCCCACCGCUCAUCUCCCCCAAGUCCCAGCACCACCCCAUCACCACAUCCCUCUGGAACCCCAUCUCACUGAUGGAGAACCCCCCUGAUCCCCCUCGGCGCCUCCCUGAGCCCCACACCCUCCAUGGCCACCUGGCCCCCUUUGAGCCCAGCUGUCAAGGCAUCCCACUGGUGAAGGUGGAGAGGGUCUUCUGCCCUGAGAAGCUGGAGGAGGCGGCAAGAAAGAGGGAUGCUCUGGAGAAACACCCUCCAGGACAGGAGCCUGGUGCCCCCUUCCUAGCUGAGCUGGAAAAGUCCACGCAGAGCAUCCUGAGCCAGCAAAGACCCCCAGCCACCCCCUUCGCCAAUGCCACCAAGCCCAGCUCACCCUACCGACGACCCCCCCAACCCCAUGCCCAGGACCCCAUGUACAUCUAUGAUGAGUUUGUGCAGCAGCACCGCAGGCUGGUCAGCAAACUUGACCUGGAGGAGCGCCGGCAGCGGGAUGCCCGGGAGAAAGGUUACUACUAUGACCUGGACAACUCUUGUGACGACAGUGAUGAGGAGGAGGUGCGGGCACAUCUCCGCUGCGUGGCCGAGCAGCCCCCGCUGAAGCUGGACACAUCCUCUGAGAAGCUGGAGUUCCUGCAGCUCUUCAGCCUGACCACGCAGCAGCAGAAGGAGGAAUUGCUGAGCCAGAAACGGCGCAAACGCCGGCGGAUGCUACGGGAGAGGAGCCCCUCGCCACCAACGGUGCAGAGCAAGCGCCGCACACCCACCCCGUGCCUCCUGCUCUCUACCCACUACAGCCCUGAUGAGAUGAACAACAGCCCCAACUUUGAGGAGAAGCAGCGCUUCCUCACCAUCUUCAACCUCACACACAUCAGUGCUGAGAAGAGGAAAGACAAGGAGAAGCUGGUGGAGAUGCUCCAGGCCAUGAAGCAGAAGACCACGCUGGCUGCCGUGGUGGUGAAGAACUCUCCCCGGGACAGCCCCACCACUGAGCUGCUGGUGCCGCCACUCCUGCUGGAUCCGGAUAAACCUGUGGGUAUUGCCGUCUCCGUGCCGGAGACACAGAAGAUGGCGGAACCCAGCAGGUUAGACCAGCUGAGACCCCAGGAGCUACCAAGGGCUAAGGAGACUGGCACCACACUGGCAGAGAAGCCCCAGCUGAGUGAUGGGCACCCUGGGAAGAAGGGACUGAGCAUCCUUGGCUAUGUCAGGGGUCCCCUCCCCAAGGACAUCCCGGUGCCAUUGUCCCACAGCAUGAAUGGCAAGAGCAAACCCUGGGAGCCCUUCAUCGCUGAGGAGUUUGCCCAUCAGUUCCACAAGUCCGUGCUGCAGUCCACCCAGAAGGCAUUGCAGAAGCACAAAGGGGGGACAGCGGAGCAGAUCCACAAGCUCGAUGCCUCCAUCCACUACAACAUCCCUGAGCUGCAGGCCUCCAGCUGCCUGGCUGCCCCCCCACACAACGGCACAGCUGAGGGGCUGCUGCCCCACCAGGCACUGCCCCUGCUGCCCCACGACUCAGACUCUGAGGAAGAGGAGGAAGAGUACCCCAGGCCCAAAUGGCAAGGGACUGAGGCAAUUUUUGAAGCUUACCAGGAACAUAUAGAAGAACAAAACCUGGAGUGCCAAGUGCUGCAGACCCAGUGCCGGAGGCUGGAGGCCCAGCACUACAGCCUGAGCCUGAUGGCAGAGCAGCUUUCACACAGCAUGGCGGAAUUAAGGACCCAGAAGCAGAAGAUGGUCUCGGAGCACGAGCGCCUGCAAGCUGAGCUGGAUCACCUGUGGAAGUGCCUUGCCUUGCCUGCAAUGCAAUGGUCUAGGGGUUAUUUCGAGGGGUAUCCCAGGUGA
Messenger RNA from Strigops habroptila (Kakapo), 3546 nucleotides. RefSeq names its product genetic suppressor element 1-like. The transcript is spliced from 15 exons. The coding region runs from base 31 to 3546 and encodes 1171 amino acids. Lineage: Eukaryota; Metazoa; Chordata; Aves; Psittaciformes; Psittacidae. The record is from RefSeq and is a predicted model, not a curated record.